This is a messenger RNA of Parasteatoda tepidariorum (common house spider), 4065 nucleotides long. RefSeq names its product tudor domain-containing protein 5. Lineage: Eukaryota; Metazoa; Arthropoda; Arachnida; Araneae; Theridiidae. The record is from RefSeq and is a predicted model, not a curated record.
AGCAGCUGGAAACGUCUUCUUGUUUUCAUUUACAAUUCUGUCAACCCGCCUGUGUAUAAAAUAGAAAGAAUUCAAUUUCGCUAAAAUGUUUUGUUCUUAAAUUGAUCAUCAGUGUCAUUUACAGCUGCAAAUAAAAAUUAAGAAAACAUACAAAAAACAUGGCAGCUGCUAAAUUUGAAGAUGUUAAGAAGGAAAUACGAAGUUUACUUAUAUCAUACCAGAAAGGUACUUCUUUAUCCGAAUUCAGGAAGGAGUACCGUGGCAUGAUCGGAAGAAACUUGCCUUUUCAAGAAUUUGGAUAUAAGGAUGAACAUUCAUUUUUAAAGGCUAUGCCAGAUGCAGUUAGAGUUUUUCCUUCUCCCGUACCUGGUGAUUUUCACCUAUUCGGAGUUGCGGACGAAAGUAUUAAACAUAUUCAGAAAAUGGUUGUCAAGCAAAAAGCGUCCAAGCAUAAAACUAGAUACAGAGCGCCGAACAAAGUCUCUAAUGCUUACAGCUCUGCACCGUCCUAUGCAUCUAACUACGGUUCCACCAGAGCAAGUAACAGGUCUUACGAAAUGCCUCCGAGGUUUAUAAAAAAAGAACUUCCGCAGGGGUUGGACCGAUACGUCAUUCAAAUGUUGAAUAACUAUCCAAAUGGAAUAAAGCUCAACGAGUUUCUGGAUUUAUUUUGUGUUCAUUAUAAGAGACAAUUUCAUUUUCGGGAAUGGGGCUUUUCCACCCUAGAAGAAUGUCUAGAAACCGUGCCUGGUAUCAAUGCGAGGAAUAAAAACAACAAUAUUAUUAUACAUCUAGUUGCAAGUAACUCACAAUUAAGCCACCAUGCUCACACUGCUGCUGUGAAACAAGACUCUGUCUGUACAGAUCAGCCUUCAAAGAAUAUUCAGCCUUCAAAGAAUAAUCAGCCCAUAAAUAAUCAGCCUUCAAAGAAUCAUUCACUAGCAUCUCAUGCUGAAUCAUCAACACUAAAUAAAGCAGCUCCUGAUUUUUUUGAUCGUGAUUUUAAGAAAAAUGAUACAAGUAAUCAGCCAACAAGGAAUCAUUCACAACCAUCACAUCUUGAAUCAUCAACACUAAAUCCAAAGCCUCCUGACUUUUUUGAUUGUGAUAUUAACAAAAAUGAAAACAAGCGAAGCACCAAUGCACCUUCAGAUAAUUUUCUCAUUAAUAGAAUGAUACAAGAUAGUUAUGCACAAAAAGUCCUGAAAGAAAAAGAAAAUAAGUUUGAAGAACCUUUACAGCUUGAAGGUCUUAAAAGUCUCACAGAAUCAACUAACACUCCUACAUCAUCAUCUCACAAGAUCCGUGAUCAUGAUAUCACAUUCACUUCAAAAGCAGACCUUUUGGAUGAUUUUCCAUUGCAUAAUUUUAAGGACAACCCAACGAACCAUUUAUUGGAUGACAAAUAUCCAUUUUCAUUUGACUCUCCUUUAGUUAAAGGAGGCAAUCUUGUAUCUGGAAUUGUGAGAAAUAACCUGAUUAAGAUGAUUGGCAACUAUCCUCAAGGAAUAUUUGCAGUCCACUUUUCAUCUUGUUAUGAGAAGUGCACAGGCAAGCCGUUUGAUUUGCACAGUCUUGGAUUCAAUAAUCUGUCUGAACUAAUCGAUGCUGUUCCUGAUAUUUUGGUGCGUAAGCCGCUGAAAGGUAGUAAAAAGGAUUGGGUCAUAUACUCUGCAGAAUCUACCAUGAACGAAGCCACUGUUGAAUCUGGACCAGCAGAAGUUAGUGUUUUGUUUGUUGAAUGCAUAAUUUUAAACAUUCGAAAAAUAUUACAAGCCAAUCCUGAAGGGAUUCCCAUCUCCAAUUUUAUCCACCAUUAUUGUAUAAAUUGUACUGAGCCACUUUAUGUAAGGGAUCUUGGUUUUGACAAUUUAGAAAAUUUCUUGCUGAGUAUAGCUUCUCGUGUCCCUCUUGAAAUCACUUUUAUUGAGGGAGAAAAAGUUGUCUCACUUAGUAGUUUCCAAGAAAUUAUACGACCACCUGUAUGUCCUUUGCAAAAGCCUGCAGGCAUAGCUUCUUUAGAUGCAAAGUUUAAACCUUACGAACUGCCGUCAGAUUUUGAUUUUUCCAAGUUUUGUCCUGUGUAUACAUCAUCCAUUGCUAAUCCUGGACUUCUCUAUAUUCAAUUUGUUGGAGAAGAAACUAGUGAAGCUUUAAAAAUUUUAUAUGAUGAAAUAGAUACAUUUUAUAAUGGGGAAUCCAGUGAUUUAUACAGAAUGAAACCUUCGGACAUCAAACCCAAUACUCUUUGUAUUGCCCUUUGGCCCUCUGACAAGCAGUGGUAUCGGGCACAUAUAACAGCAAUAGUCUCUCUUGACUUUGUACAGGUCUUUUAUGAUGAUUAUGGUACAACAGAUGAAAUACCUAUGAACAUGUUAAGAUACAUUAAGAAAGAUUUUAUGGAACUUCCUACUCAAGCUGUGAAAUCUAGGAUGGCAUACUUGAAGCCUACUGCCACACCUGGACAGGGUACUCCCAUGUGGGACAAAAGAACUCGUAGAAAAAUGUUGGAUUUAUGUCAAGACAGACCAUUGAUGGCUAAAAUAGAAAACAUUAAGGAUGGAGUUUUGGCUGUGAUUUUAUGUGAUACAAGUAGAGAAGAUAUGGAUUUAUAUAUUAAUGAUGUAUUAAUAGAGGAAAAACUUGCUGAAGUAUGCGGAGAAUCCGAUGAACCACAGCAACAAGUGCCUGCAAGUACACCUGAUCCAAAUAUGCAACAGCUCAUAGAACUCAUGAAAUUAAUGGCUUCCAAUCCUACUUUAGCAAACCAGCUCCAGAGUUUAUCUUCAAAUGUCUCAGCCGUUCAGACACCAUUUAUAUUUGCUCCUCAGCAAUCCCUACCUCCUAUGUCGCAACAAUUUCCAAAUAUAUCUCCUCUUAUUAGUCCGAAAUUUAAUGCAUCCAUUCCUAGUUUUGGUGAUAGUCUGACUCCUGCUAUUCCGCCUCCAAAAUAUCCUCCAGGAUUGAACAUUCCAGGAGCAGCUGGGAAUGUUCCAAAGACAACUGACAUUUCUGAACUUUCAUCAUUUGACACUUCUCCGCCUUUGACUCCUUCACCAGAUGAUGAUGAGUUGUUUGAUGACGAUGAUGAUGAAUAUUUUGAACAGUUGUUAUGCCAGAAAAAUAUCAAUACCAAAAAGCGUCACGUUAAAAGAGUGAAAACCACAGAUGGAUAUGUCUUUCAUGUGUUACUCUUUGAUUCACAACCUUAUAUUUCUAGUGGUGAUAUUUCCGUCCUUAUUUGGCAUGCUAAAACUCCAUCUUAUCUGUUUCAUAAAUUGCAGGCUCAAGAAAUUGAACUUGCCUCUGUUACACUGAUGGAAAAUGGAAAUGAAGAAUUUUUUGCUCAACUUGAAAGAUUUAAAGUGAAAGGUGUUGAAAAAAUGGGGAGUGAAGCAUCUAUUUUGUUGUAUCCUCUUUCAAAGGGCAAUCAGAUUUUGAAUCUCUUUGGGCAUCCAUCUGCAACUCUUCGUGCAAAGAUUAACACAGAAUUAGUAACUUUCAGUCCAUCAUCGUCCCAUUGGCAAGAGUUAUCUGAUAGUGAAAAACCUGAGGAAUUGGAAGAUGUUCGAAUAGUUACAGAUGAUGAUAAAAUGAAUAGACUUUGUCUCUAUGAUUUGAAAACAAUGAGGGAGGGCAUUCGAUGCAAAAGGUUAAAACUUGUAAAAAGAAGAGAGGUUGAUAGGACAAAUCCUGACCUGGAUGAAGAGAUUAAUAAGCUGAAUCAACUCUCGAAUAAGGUUCGAGAAAGAAUUGUUGAGAUUGAACAAAUUAUCUCAAUGUUCUCUGUUCAAAAGAAAAACUGAGCUGAUUUUGUUGGUAAAAGCUCUUACCAAAGUGAUAUCCAAAGUUACCUGUCUAAGCUGUGAUUUGUUGGAUGAUCAAAACUUUAUUAUUGACUUAAUGUUUAAUUUUAUUGAAUAUCAUUAUUCAUUGUAAAAAAAUUAGUAUUGUAAAAUAUCAUCCAUCCUGCAUCAAGUAGAAGCUCAUGUAGAUGUUCUAAAAUUUUUGUAGUUAUCAUUAUGUUACAAUUUUGUAUCAUUUGCCAUUAAAAUUUUGUUCAUA